Molecule: messenger RNA, 3456 nt
Organism: Maudiozyma saulgeensis
Lineage: Eukaryota; Fungi; Ascomycota; Saccharomycetes; Saccharomycetales; Saccharomycetaceae
Source: the annotation of a GenBank genome assembly
AUGACGAUGAAUGAUGAACAUGGAAGUUUAUUAGUUCGUCGACUUACUCAUAGGUAUGGAACAUUACCGAGGAGUGGCGAUUUCCCAUUGACUACAGAUCAAUUGUCAGAAUUACAUAGUCCAAAAUCACUUAAAAUAUUUAAUAAAUUGUUUCAAAAUGAUGAAGAAAAUUUAUUUAAAUUUUUAAAGACUGAUAAGAUUAAAGGGAUAAUUCUUCCUGAUGAUAAAUCUUAUUUAAAGGAGGAAAGAUAUCAAAUUUAUAGUGAUAAUAGAAUCCCUGAAAGAGUUGGGAAAACUUUUUUACAAUUGGUUUGGGAAGCACUUCAUGAUAAGACUAUGAUAUUAUUAACAGCUGCUGCAAUUGUAUCAUUUCUAUUAGGUCUUUAUGAAUUAAUAUAUCAACCACCACAAUAUGAUCCGGAAGGUAAUCCAAUUAAACAAGUGGAUUGGAUUGAAGGUAUUGCAAUCAUGACUGCUGUUGUUGUUGUCGUUGUUGUGGGUGCAUUAAAUGAUUACCAAAAAGAAUUACAAUUUGCAAGAUUAAAUAAGAAAAAAGAAGAUCGUGAUAUUAUUGUAAUUAGAAAUGGUAAUGAAAUAUUAAUUUCUAUUCAUGAUAUUCUUGUUGGUGAUGUAAUUAAUUUACAAACUGGGGAUGUUGUUCCUGCGGAUUCGAUUUUAAUUUCAGGUACUUGUGAAGCUGAUGAAUCAUCAAUGACUGGUGAAUCAGAUACAAUUAAGAAAGUAGAUUUAACUACUUCACUUAAGUCGUAUGAAGAAUUGAAACAAAAGGAUCCACAAAAUAAUACUUUAGAUAUUGGUUAUUCUACAAAGGAUGGUGAUAAAGUACCAGAUUGUAUAUUGAUUUCGGGUUCAAAAUUAUUAUCAGGUCUUGGUAAAGCUGUAGUGACAGCUGUAGGGACUAAUUCCAUUUAUGGUAGAACUAUGAUGUCCUUAAAAGUUGAACCUGAUCCAACACCUUUACAAGAACGUUUAAGUCAAUUGGCUGAUAGUAUUUCAGUAUAUGGCUGUGUCGCCGCAAUGAUAUUAUUUUUGGUUCUUUUUUUUAGAUUUUUAAUUUAUACUUUAUUACCUGAUGGUAGAUUUCAUGAUCUAGAUCCUGCUCAAAAAGGUAGUAAAUUCAUGAAUAUUUUUAUCACUGCAGUAACAGUUAUUGUAGUUGCUGUUCCAGAAGGUUUACCAUUAGCUGUCACAUUAGCAUUGGCUUUUGCAACGACGAGAAUGACAAAAGAUGGUAAUUUAGUUAGAAAUUUAAGAGCUUGUGAAACAAUGGGUUCUGCGACUGCUGUUUGUUCGGAUAAGACAGGUACUUUGACAGAAAAUAUUAUGAGUAUUGUUAAGGGUGUAUUUGGAGAUUCUUAUUUCGAUGAUGGAGAUUUUGAGAGAACUUCGCAACAGACUUCUCAUGAAAUCUUCAACAAACAGGGACAAUUUUGUUCAAAGGAAUUAAAACAAGUGGUCUUGUCAAAUAUUAUAUUGAACUCCACUGCAUUUGAAAAUAAAGAAUAUUCUCCAGAACAUGAUAGUGAUCAAAAUGAUACUGCAAAUCAUGAGGAAUUAAUGAGUUCCAUCGAAAGAGGUAGGAUUGAAGCAUAUAUUGGCUCAAAGACAGAAACUGCAUUAUUGAAUAUGUCAAGAAAGGCAUUGGGUGUACAAUUUGGUAAUUUACAAAAAAUGAGAACUAAUACAAUCGAAUAUUUUCAAAUAGAGAAAAUUGUACAGGUAAUUCCUUUUGAAAGUUCCCGUAAAUGGGCAGGAGUUGUAGUUAAAUUACAAGGUUCAGAUACUUAUAGAUUUUUCGUCAAGGGUGCUGCUGAGAUUGUCUCCCGCAAAUGUAAAUACAAGACCCUUUCGAAUAACAAAACUGUAGAAAUUAAUGAUAAUGUAAUGACUGAUAUCAAAGAAGAAAUUAAUAAACUUGCUGUAGAUGCAUUGAGAGCUAUUUCAUUGGCUCAUAGAGAUUUUUUGAAUUGUAAAUCAUGGCCACCAAAGGAAUUUAAAGACAAAACUGAAGAUGAUGAAAAAACUAUGGAGGCUUCACCAGAAUUAUUAUUAGGUAAAGUGUUAGAACAGAACAAUGGUGUUGAUUCUAUGACUUUAGAUGGUAUUGUUGGUAUUCAAGAUCCCUUACGUAAAGGUGUGAGGGACUCUGUCCUUCAAUGUCAACGUGCAGGUGUUACAGUUCGUAUGGUUACAGGUGAUAAUAUUACUACCGCAAGAGCUAUUGCUAGAAAUUGUAAUAUUUUAACCCCAGAAAAUUUUGCUGAAUCUGAUCGUGCUAUGGAAGGUCCUCAAUUCCGUAAAUUAACUAAAGAGGAACGUAUAAAAAUUUUGCCAAACUUGAGAGUUCUGGCCAGAUCAUCCCCAGAAGAUAAGAGGAUUCUUGUUGAAACAUUAAAGGGGAUGGGUAAUGUUGUAGCUGCCACUGGUGACGGUACAAAUGAUGCGCCUGCUUUAAAAUUAGCUGAUGUUGGUUUUUCCAUGGGUAUAUCAGGUACAGAAGUCGCAAGAGAAGCCUCUGAUAUUAUUUUAAUGACAGAUGACUUUUCUGCUAUUGUUGAUGCUAUAAAAUGGGGUAGAUGUGUUUCUAUUUCAAUCAAAAAAUUUAUUCAAUUUCAGCUAAUCGUUAAUGUUACAGCUGUAGUUCUAACUUUUGUGUCUUCUGUAGCUUCAGAAGAUGAAACGUCCGUAUUGACUGCAGUUCAAUUACUAUGGGUUAAUUUGAUUAUGGAUACUUUAGCUGCUCUUGCAUUGGCUACUGAUAAACCAGAUCCAAGUAUUAUGGAGAGGAAACCAAGGGGACGUAGUACACCAUUGAUUACCCCAUCUACUUGGAAGAUGAUUUUGGGACAAGCUACUUUACAACUCAUCAUUACAUUCAUAUUGCAUUUCGGUGGCCAAAAGAUAUUCUUCCCUAAUGAUGAGACAAUUACUGGAUUCCAACAACAACAAUUGAAUGCAAUGACAUUUAACACAUUCGUUUGGUUACAAUUUUUCACACUUAUUGUUUCUAGAAAAUUGGACGAAUGUGAUGGUAUAACAAAUUGGAGAGAAAGAAUAACUAAAGUGAACUUGGAUUUCUUUCAGGAUCUAUUUAGAAAUUAUUAUUUCUUAACUGUUAUGGCUUUAAUUGGUACUUGUCAAGUCCUCAUUAUGUUUUAUGGUGGUGCACCUUUCUCAAUUGCUCCACAGACACCCGCUAUGUGGAAAACUGCCGUACUAUGUGGUACCUUAUCGCUUCCAGUUGGUCUUCUAAUUAGAAUAGUACCAGAUGAAGUUGCAAUGAAAAUUUUCCCUCGUCGUUUGUUCGACAAAUUGAAUUAUUAUGUGAGCUUCGAGUUCCUAAGACAUAAACAAGGAUCUCCUUCAGACGAAGAAUCACUUCUCCCAGAAGGUGAAGAAGAGGCAUUCUCUUCCAGUGCUAGUGCAUUUUACUAG